Molecule: messenger RNA, 2042 nt
Organism: Stylophora pistillata
Lineage: Eukaryota; Metazoa; Cnidaria; Anthozoa; Scleractinia; Pocilloporidae
Product: solute carrier family 22 member 15-like
Biological process (GO): transmembrane transport
Cellular component (GO): membrane
Molecular function (GO): transmembrane transporter activity
Source: RefSeq, a predicted model, not a curated record
UGCAUCGUCAAACAUCCAUUGUUAGGAAUUUUGGACAUCCAUGUGGCUCAAAAGCGAUUUUUAAAAGAUAUCGGACAAUUACAAACAACAUUUCAAAAGUCCCACCCCGAAAACUUGGUUCGAUAGGCUUGAAGUUUAAAAUGGCUUUGAGUAUGGACGAAGUGUUGGAGAAGAUUGGCAGCAUGGGUUGGUACCAGAUCCGUCUUAUAUUCAUCUUGAGCUACAUUGAAAUGAUUAAUAUGACAUACCAGGUGAUAUUGCCCAGCUUCACCUCGGCGGAACCUAAAUGGAUGUGCGCCGGAAUUCGAAAUAAAAGCCAUUGUAACUUUACUGGACAAGUUGACGCUACGGAUGAACGGCGAUGCAAAAUGCCCAGAGAAUCCUGGAAGUUUGCUGACGAUUUUACAUCUGUUGUUACAACGUUCGACUUAGUCUGUGAUAAUGCCAUUCUGUCGAGCCUUUCCACUUCUCUCGUAUUCGCGGGCUGGUUGUUUGGAGCACUCGGUGGAGGCGUUCUUUCUGAUAAAAUCGGCCGUAAACCCGUUUUGCUGAUCUUCUCGUUCACUACAAGUUUGUUUGGCCUUCUUGCCUCUUUUCCACAUCGUUUUUGGCUGUUUAUCCUGUUCAGACUAUGUACAGGCUUAAGUAUAGGGGGCGGAUCAAUGGGAGUGUACGUGUUAGCGACAGAAUUUGUAGGCAAGAGGCACCGUCAUGUCGCUGGCACGUCACUGUUUUAUUCAUGGGCUCUGGGUCUCGAGACGUUGGCAGGACUAGCAUAUGGGGUGCGUGACUGGAGAAUGCUGUCAAUCGUAUGUUCUGCACCCGGCUUGAUUUCCAUUUUGGCGUGGAGGUUUGUUCCAGAAUCGUCGAGGUAUCUACUGCUCAAGAAUAAGCUUGCAGAGACGGAAGAAAUCCUUCGGGAAAUCGCUGCGACGAAUAAGAAGAAAUACCCAGAGGAGCCUUUAGACAACCCGUGUGCUGAUGGGAAGGUUCAACAGAUAGGUGACUUCAGAUAUUUAUUUCGAACUAAGAAGAUGGUUCAUAGAACUCUAGUGUCUUGGUAUGCCUGGUUUGUAAACGGCAUGGUUUAUUAUGGUGUAUCGUUCAGUACUCCAACCCUUGGUGGUAACAUAUACCUGAAUUUCUUCCUGGCCUCCGUUAUAGAGUUUCCUGCCAAUUUCGUGGCCAUCUGGAUCAUGGGAAGGUUCGGUCGCAAAAAGCCUUUGGUUUAUUUCCUGAUCCUCGCUGCGGUCGCCUCAACUGGCGCAGUGUUAUGUACAAUGUAUGAUCCUGGGAGCGAUAAAGGGUUCAUGGCUGGUCGUAUUCUUAUGGCGAUGUCAGCGAAGUUCUUUGUGUUCAUCUCAUUUGAUGCUAUCUAUGUUUACUCCGCUGAACUCUUCCCUACAGUCAUCAGGAACAUAGGCAUGGGCACAUCAACAGCCUCUGGAGGGAUUGGCUCCUUUUUAUCUUCUUAUAUAAUUCAUCUGCGAUUCACCCACCCGCUUCUCCCAUACGGCAUCAUGGGAGGCAACGCAUUGUUGGCGGGAAUCCUUUGCCAGACUCUGCCGGAGACAAAAGACUUGCCAACUGCUGAAACUAUGGAAACCGAAAGCACUGAAGAAGCAUAUAUGGCACUGAAGUCAGCUGUAGAUUUCAAAGAGAAGGAAGCCGCUGAUGGUAACCAAUUCACAAUGGCCGAUACUCUGAAAGACACCACAAACAGCAAAGCAAACUUGGUGGAUUACGCACGUCAUUGUAACUGAAUUUAAAGGACUUAUGCCUUGUCUCUUUUAGUUUUUCUUUUCAAAAGAGUCUUUUUUCUAUCUUCCCGAUGUAUAUUCUUUCCUUCUCAUUCAACUUAUGGCAAGGGGUAGUUUUGCUCUUAAAACAUUUUAAUGUAGGCUGAAUCAGUUGAGGUAAUUCUUCAGUAUUACACUGCGCAUCCUGUGCUGCGCAAAUAAGGGCGUACGCAUUCCGAGAACUUGUUAUUCGUUUUUGCAGUAAAUGGACGAGGUCAAAUUGGCCCAUCAUAUUUCUUUAGC